CAUUCAGUGUCUUUUUAUUAUUUAGGGAGGUUUUACAGUAAGGUUUUAACUGAAAUAACUGAUUUUCAGUCUUUAAUUUUGUUACUUCUAACCAUGUUUGUGUAAAACCUGCACUAAAUGACUUGUUCUUUGAGAUGUCCCAGCAGUAAGUAAAAUGGAUGCGUGGCGAGCAUAUGAUUAGUUUAAAAAGUACUAAAUAACGCGAUUAAGAGAAACUUCCGCUUCUUCACCUGCUCCACUCGAGGAUCGUUUUGUCAGUCGGACUUCGGUUUUACACUUACUCCGGAUUUACUUCAGAUCUAACAGUGCUUUGGACAGUUUUUUGAGCGACUCUCUCAUCCAUAAACACAAGGCCAAUUUUUUUGUAGCUGAAGAGGUGUGAGCCAUCAUGGCUAAAGUGCAGGUGCUGAAUGUGGCUGUUCUGGAUAACCCCAGUCCUUUUGGAAACCCGUUUCAGUUCGAGAUUACAUUUGAGUGUAUGGAGGACUUACCUGAAGAUCUGGAGUGGAAGAUCAUCUACGUGGGCUCUGCAGAGAGUGAAGAGUAUGACCAGAUUCUGGACUCGGUUCUGGUCGGUCCGGUUCCUGCUGGCAGACACAUGUUUGUGUUUCAGGCGGAUGCACCAAACACAGGGCUGAUCCCUGAGAGUGACGCGGUGGGCGUGACCGUAGUGCUGAUCACAUGCACCUAUCGGGGACAGGAAUUCAUCCGCAUUGGCUACUAUGUGAACAAUGAGUACACAGACCCUGAGCUACGGGAAAACCCGCCGGUCAAACCCGACUACACACAGCUGCAAAGAAACAUCUUGGCCUCAAACCCUCGAGUGACGCGCUUCCACAUCAACUGGGAGGCCACAAUGGACAAGAUGGAAGACUCCGAGAAUGUAGACCCCGCCCCCAACGCCAUGCUCCCGCCCACAUGCAUGCCUGGCAAAGCCCCGCCCCUCGGACUCAUGCCAGACAACUCAAUGGACUGUUUAUAGUAGAGUCCAGCAAAGCACAACACCUCAGACAUACAUGUGUCAUCUUGUGUUUAAACUGGACUCACACACACACACACACACUCUGGCACUUACUGCUGUUGUGGGACUCGCAGACGUCUCCAAAACCUGCCGCACCAGCAGGCAUGGACUGUUUUCACUAGAAUCUCACAAAAACAUGUUCAGGUCACAUUUUCCAUCAAAUUGAGGAAGGUUUUUAGGUGACAUUACCAUCCUUUUCCUCCAUUUAGUUAUUUAUUUUUAAAUGGAUAAAAUAAUCGGCUGUAAUAUUUGGAGUUACACUAAGGAUAAAGUGCGACGCUGACAUGUUUUUGCUUAUCUGAGGGAGAUUUAUGCUGCAAUAUGGUACAAAAUAAUCAAUAGUAUUUUCUCUGGGAGUAUUUCACUUGGAAGUGAUCUAAUAUGUGGAAGUGGUCGCAGUUCCAGCUGUUUCUGUGAGAUUGUUUUGGUUCGUUUUUAAUCUGAACGCCUGGUUUAUAUCGGUGCUUUUGUUGCCUUCUUUCCAUGUGCCAUUUGUUUAGGUUUAAUAAAUAUUAACUUUUGUCUU
Molecule: messenger RNA, 1547 nt
Organism: Danio rerio (zebrafish)
Lineage: Eukaryota; Metazoa; Chordata; Actinopteri; Cypriniformes; Danionidae
Gene: asf1bb
Product: anti-silencing function 1B histone chaperone b
Biological process (GO): chromatin organization
Cellular component (GO): nucleus
Source: RefSeq, marked validated